UUUAAUUUACUUUUCCUGUUGUCGUUUAUUUCCGGAAGUCCACCUGUCAAGAGUUUUAUCGCAAGUCAAGACAUUUUAAAGUGAGUUUUUUUUAUGUUUCAAGGCAAGUUGUGAAGGACGAGUCUAACAGGAAUAUAUAUAUAACUGGUGGCAAUACUAUAAUUGGUGAUCACAUGACAGCUAAUGUUACUCAAACUGGUACUUCAAGUGAAGUAAAUAAUGCUCCUCUACAUAUUAUUCAUGCUGGCUCUUCCAGUGAAGUAAAUAAUGGAGCUGUUUCAACUGAAGAUAGAAAAAUCAGAGCUUCCAAUUGGCGCAAACCAGAUUAUCAGUAUUUUCAAAGAAGGGAAUUAGAUGAUCAACUUCAGCGAUUGAAAAAAGGAGUUCCAAUAAUUUUGCAUGGAUCAAUUGGAGUGGGAAAAUCAUCUGCUGCUUUAAAUUAUCUUGUUGUCAACACAGACAAAUAUGACAUCAGUUGGUUGAUAGAUCUUAAGACCUUUAACAACGAACGAGUCGCUGAAUCUUUGACAAAGUUAGCGAAGAAGUUUUCAACCAGUUAUAAAGAAAUGCUGACAUCUAUUGAGAUACGAGCAGAAGAAUUGAAUGUAAUUUUUUUGCUUGACAACUUGGUGUUUAAGAAUCUUAAAGAAGAAUGGUUUAAAGAUUUAUGGAAUGUUCGUCAUUCAAUCAACAUCCUCAUCACAACGAACGAUCGUAUCCUCAACCAUCCUCUUUGGAAUAUAUCCGAGAAAAUUGAAGUUGAUCGAUUUGAUGAAGGAAUAGAAUUUCUUAAAGAUAUUAAUGACGACAAAGAAAUGAAAAGAAAGCUCUGUGACUAUUUUGGCUGGAAUAUUCUUGGCUUAACAGCUUCCAAAGACUAUAUUAUUCAAAAUAUGAUAUCCAUUAAUGAUUAUCUAGGCAUGUUAAAACACAAAGUCGCAGCAAAGAAAGUUCGUGACAAAGAGCAAAAUCACGAAACACACCUUUACAUUGCAGUGCAAACCUGUUUAGAAAAGGUUGAAGAUAAGUUCUUUCCUGUCAUUGCAGCUGUGGCUUUUCUUAGUAAUAAUGGCAUACCAGAAUUCCUUUUAAGCAGUCAAUUACCUUCAAGUGACCCCACAUCAAUAUACUAGAAAUGAGUGAGCUUUGUAAUGGUGUUAAGUCGCUGAUUAAAAUAACAAGAGAAGGUGAUAUCCGCCUUUUUUCAUUCCAUUCUUUUACCCAACAUGUGAUAAAAAACAUGGUUGAUGAAAAAGAAACCCUUAAGUCAGAAGUACUUUAUAAGUUAUCAGGAGUUUUUAUGAAGUACAUCAACAAAGAUAAUCGUUUCUCAAAAGAUAAUUUUCGGUUGCAUAUCGUUCGUGAGCAUGCAGAGAUAUUCCUGAAUAAAUGGAAGAAUGAAAAGAAAGAUGAUAGAACCAAGAUCACAUUAGCUAGACUAGCAGAGCUCAUUGGAUUUACGUAUACCCAAGAGAAACCUUGUGUGCUACAAAAACUGGACACUUUCUUCGAAGCGUCGAGAGAUCUUCUUCACGAGUUGUGUGGGGUGACUGAGGAUGACUUGCAGCCUGUUGAAUCGUUAAAAAGAAAUUUCCUGGAGGAGUCUGAUGACAAGAAAAAAAUGUACGACAUAACUCACUCUACAUCUUGCGUAGCAGAACAAUUAAUGAAAAAAAUGAAAAAAAAGAGUUCCCAAAUGCCAAGUAUUGUUUACGAUCUUGUAUAUUGUCGAUCUCUGAACAAACAAGAUCUUGACGCGUUCCCGGAUGAACUCAAAAAUGAUGAAAACUUGAAGGAAAUUAUCGAACUUUCACAACCACUAUCACCAGACAUCGUGGAUAAAUUGGUAAAACAUAAAGCAGCUAUUCAUAUUGAAAGGUAUAGUCAUCUGUUCCUCGCUGAGCUUUAUGUCUCAUUAAUAUAUAGCUAUGGUAGAAACUAUUUUUAUCACGAUAGAAGAAAACUCACGAAUCCAAAAUUUUACAUCAAUCUUAUGAAACUGGCGUACUGUCUGGCAAAUGAAAUCAACAAAGAACUGGGACCUGGGAUUGAUGUCUUUCAUGGAUAUCUUGUUCAAACAAAUGCUCUUCUUUAUCUCCUUGUCAAUGAUGACUGUGUCGAGAACGACAAGUUAGUGGCAAAAACUGCAGAAGUUCAAAAGAAAGAUUUGGAAACUGCCAUCGAAUGUUACAAGCAACUGAUUAAUAAUAAACAACUGUUCUUUGAAAUGGGAAUCUUAAAGAAGAGAAACGGAGAUAUGUACAGCAAGUUGAUUUGCUACAAUCAAAUCUUGAAAUGCUGUAAAAAUUUACUUGCAAUGCCAUCAAAUGCUGUUGAUUAUGUGAAAUUAAUCUCUGAAGAUGGGAUCCGUACUUGCGUUGAAAUAACAAAAGUGUUGCAGUUGUAUGAAAGUCAAGAUAACCAAAAAAGUAGUCUUGUUGGAUUGUCCAGGUAUAUGAACGAUGUAGCUCAUUUCUACAUGCAAGUAGGAGACAAGCAAGCGAUAAAGAUGUUUGCCAUUUCAGCAGAAAACGCAAGGGAAGAUAGUCAGCAUUUGUAUCAACUUGAAGCUCUGGUUGGUUUAGCAGAUUUUUACAGUAGAAUUGGACGUAAAAGGUUUACGGCUUUGAUGAUUUCUUUCCGUCAUCUUAAACAAUGCAAAAGUAAUGAAAACCUUCGAAAAAUGCUGCAACAAAAACCUGAAGUCAUCGAACGUAUUCGUAAAAUCCAUGCAGUAAACAUUGUGCGAGCAAUCGCCCAUUUACGACUGAAGAAACAAGCGCGGAUGCCCCGGAUCCUUGAUGAACAACAAAGGAUACCUGAGACCAAGGAGUAUACACCUGACACUAGUGAGUCUACACCUGACACCAGUGAGUUUACACCUGACACCAGUGAGUCUACACCUGACACCAGUGAGUGUUUACCUGACACAAGUGAGUAUACACCUGAGACCAGCAAGACAUAUGGUGCGUCAUCGACUGUCGAUGGCCCUUCAACAACCAGUGAGGAUAAAGAAUCUCAAGCUGUUUGUCUUUGUUGAUCGCCCAAGUCAUGUCUCUCCUGAAUAUUGGAAAUCCUCUAAGAAACCUCAAUGUAAGAAAUAAGAAAAAAAUGCAUAUUUUGAAAAUAAUAAUUGAAGGAAACUGAAGAGAAACUAUCAAUUUAAAGAAAAACAACCAAGCAAGUUAUCCAACUUUUCACAGUUUUACAUCCUUUUCAUCUGUCACAUAUUGAAUCAAUA
This is a messenger RNA of Xenia sp. Carnegie-2017, 3241 nucleotides long. RefSeq lists its product as uncharacterized. Lineage: Eukaryota; Metazoa; Cnidaria; Anthozoa; Malacalcyonacea; Xeniidae. Bases 1136 to 3040 code for a protein of 634 amino acids. The record is from RefSeq and is a predicted model, not a curated record. The transcript has 5 exons.